This is a messenger RNA of Panicum hallii, 1479 nucleotides long. Its product is annotated as probable inactive purple acid phosphatase 28. The record is from RefSeq and is a predicted model, not a curated record. Gene Ontology annotation, cellular component: cytoplasm. Bases 92 to 1273 code for a protein of 393 amino acids. The transcript has 4 exons. Lineage: Eukaryota; Viridiplantae; Streptophyta; Magnoliopsida; Poales; Poaceae. Gene Ontology annotation, molecular function: hydrolase activity, acting on ester bonds.
AGCUCGGUUUCAGUUUGGAGGCUGGAGCUGGUUUUGACUCUUCCGGAACAGGGGCGGCCCUGCGCUGCGCACUGGCAAAGCGGUGGGAUCGAUGGCCGCGUCCCACCUGACAGCGCUCGUCUCCCUCCUGCCCCCCUGCCUGCUCGCCCUGCUGCUCCUCCGCCUUGCCACCGUGCUGGACCCGGACCCCGACGCCGCCGCGCCCCGCGUCAAGGCGGCCGCGCCGCUCCCCCUCCGCUUCCGCCAUGACGGCGCCUUCAAGAUCCUCCAGGUGGCGGACAUGCACUUCGGGAACGGCGCCGCCACGCGCUGCCGGGACGUGGCGCCGGACGGCGGCGGCGCGCGCUGCUCCGACCUCAACACCACGCGGUUCCUGCGCCGGGUCAUCGAGGCGGAGAGGCCCGACCUCAUCGCCUUCACAGGGGACAACAUAUUUGGGGGCAGUGCAACUGAUGCAGCAGAGUCACUACUAAGGGCAAUCAGCCCUGCCAUGGCAUACAAGGUACCAUGGGCUGCCAUUUUAGGUAAUCAUGACCAAGAGUCAACAAUGACCCGAGAGGAGUUGAUGACGUUCAUGUCUCUGAUGGAUUACUCAGUAUCUCAAGUAAACCCACCUGGGUUUUUGGUACAUGGGUUUGGCAAUUAUCAUAUAGGCGUUCAUGGGCCUUUUGGCUCUGAGUUGGUCAAUACUAGCCUGCUUAACCUUUAUUUCCUGGAUAGUGGGGAUCGUGAAGUGGUCAAUGGAGUUAAAACAUACGGAUGGAUCAAAGAAUCUCAACUCGCCUGGCUUCGUGCUACUUCGCUGGAGCUUCAGAAAACUUUACUUGCUCCUGCAUUAGCGUUCUUCCACAUCCCAAUUCCAGAGGUCCGAGGACUCUGGUAUUCAGGCUUCAAGGGUCAGUAUCAGGAGGGAGUGGCUUGCUCAUCUGUAAAUUCCGGUGUCCUUGGCACCCUCGUCUCUAUGGGAGAUGUAAAAGCCGUCUUGCUUGGUCAUGAUCAUCUUAAUGAUUUUUGUGGUAACCUCAAUGGGAUAUGGUUCUGUUAUGGCGGUGGCUUUGGUUAUCAUGGCUAUGGAAGACCCCAUUGGCCAAGGAGAGCUCGGGUAAUUUAUAGUGAACUCAAGAAAGGACAGAGAUCGUGGAUGGAAGCCGAGUCAAUCCAGACUUGGAAGCUGCUAGAUGAUGAAAAGCUUUCCAAAAUUGAUGAGCAGGUUCUCUGGAGACGCAGUACAGAUGAUUCUGACCACAAUAUCUUGUCAAGACCAGGAGCAUAAGAUUUACUUUCUGUAUGCGUCUUCUGUAUUUUAUAUGCCACGCUGUACAAUAUUUGUAACCAAGUACGGUACUCUCAAUUUUGUAGGUUAGUUGAUUGAAUCUUGGAAAUACUGUCCGCCACAGACCACGUUAGUUUUCGCAUUUUGUCUCAACAUUGAUGUGCUGAUACCCUGAUUCAGGUUGUUGAAGCUUACAACCUUUUGCC